AAAACGCUUAUUCGACAAAAACAAGUAAUGACGCGUAAUCUUUAUUAGAAUAGCCAAUUAUCUCUCGAUACGUAUUUGUUCUUUCUGGAAUAGCGGCGGAUUGAUUGGUCGCUGCGCUCCGCGUGCAUGAGUUACAAAUAGCUCGACAAGGAAGUUAACCUGAGAAGAUGGGUGAACGUUACAACAUCCACAGUCAAUUGGAGCAUCUGCAAUCGAAGUACAUCGGUACGGGGCACGCGGAUACGACGAAGUUCGAGUGGCUGGUGAAUCAGCACCGGGACUCCUGCAGUUCGUACAUGGGUCAUUACGAUCUGCUGAAUUUCUUCGCGAUCGCCGAGAACGAGGCCAAGGCACGAGUGAGAUUCAACCUUAUGGAGAAGAUGCUGCAACCCUGUGGACCGCCGCCCGAGAAACCGGAGGAUUAACUCGUGCAUCUUUUCUUCAUCGAUCAUUUUUUUCUUUUUUGUGUAAUGAAAAGUCUGCGCAUUAUUUUAUUAUUCUUAAUUAAGUGUCGUUGCAAGACAGGUAACCGAGUUCAAUUAGAUUUCGUCAGACGCUGAUAUACGUGACAGUACUGUUCUCUCUCGUGCGGUCGCCAUCUUUCAUGUGCAACGUGGAUAUUUAACCAAACGUUUCAAUUAUGUGUCUGUGUCUUGAGGAAGCAAUAAAGACUAUUUUUAUAUAAU
Molecule: messenger RNA, 686 nt
Organism: Ooceraea biroi (clonal raider ant)
Lineage: Eukaryota; Metazoa; Arthropoda; Insecta; Hymenoptera; Formicidae
Gene: Sf3b5
Product: splicing factor 3B subunit 5
Biological process (GO): mRNA splicing, via spliceosome
Cellular component (GO): U2 snRNP; precatalytic spliceosome
Source: RefSeq, a predicted model, not a curated record